AUGAAAAUUGAUGAAAAAGCUGGCGUGAAAAAACUGAAUGAGUUUCUAGGGACUGGAUGUAGCGAGGAGCUGUGUGAAAACAUAGCAGAGGCUUGUAGCUUCGAGAGAUUGAAGCGCUUCAAAGAGGCAAAUGCACCAGAAAAUAAAAAAGCAACGUUUCGCAAUAGACAAAUAGGAUUUUAUAGGAAAGGUGCUGUUGGCGACUGGAAGAACUGGUUCACUGAAGAUUUAAACGAAGAAUUCGAUAGGGAAUACAAGAAACACAUGGCUGGCUACAGAACGGUUUACAAAUAUACUUUAAAUUAA
Molecule: messenger RNA, 306 nt
Organism: Physella acuta
Lineage: Eukaryota; Metazoa; Mollusca; Gastropoda; Physidae
Product: sulfotransferase 1E1-like
Molecular function (GO): sulfotransferase activity
Source: RefSeq, a predicted model, not a curated record